Paecilomyces variotii is the source of this 1630-nucleotide messenger RNA. RefSeq names its product O-methyltransferase-domain-containing protein. Gene Ontology annotation, molecular function: O-methyltransferase activity. Bases 144 to 1418 code for a protein of 424 amino acids. The transcript has 6 exons. The record is from RefSeq and is a predicted model, not a curated record. NCBI's taxonomy places the organism in Eukaryota, Fungi, Ascomycota, Eurotiomycetes, Eurotiales, Thermoascaceae.
CACGAGACGAUCUGUGACAGUUGCACGCGUGCGAGAUUCGCGAGAACCAUUAACAGUGAUCAGCGUCGUAAGCUACUUGAUGGGGUUUCUUCAACUAUCUGCAGCUAAAAAGAACCGAAGCGUCAUCCUCAGUCAGUCACAUCAUGGAGUCCAAUUCCGAACUCUUGAAACUGGCUUCAGCGAUAUCCUCCUCCACAGCUACUCUAGAUCGAUAUCUGAAGGAUAACGGGAUAGCAGAGCCGUCGUUUGAUGCCAAUGCUCCUCCUCAACUGGCCCUCAAGUCUGCUGAAGCAUUCCAAGCCAAAAACUCAGCUAUCAAUGCAUGCCUGGAGCUGCUCGAUCGACUGCAAGGGCCACUGACAUGUAUGCUUCCUUUGUACAAUGGCAGCGCCCUGCAGGCGAUUUCACGCUACAAUAUUGCCACCCAUGUCCCCAUUGACGGAAGCGAGAUUUCCUAUCCCGAUCUCGCCAGCGCAGCCGGUAUACAUGUCGAUGAUCUGAAGCAGGUCAUCCGCUUCGCUAUCGUUUUUCAUCGACUGUUUCAGGAGCCCCGGAAAGGAUAUGUCACCCAUUCUGCCGGGUCGCGCAAGAUCGCAGAAGACCCAAUUGUGCAGGCUGGUGUUGGGCAGUUCGAUGAAUUUUAUGGCUCGUUUGCCAGAACGGUGGACGCCAUGACCCAAUUCCAGGGGCAUGAGCCAAACGAAACGGGUUUCUGCCUCUCCCACAAUACCAACGAGGAUCUAUUUAGCUAUCUUCGCUCGCGGCCAGCCGCAGCGAAGCAAUUCUCCGAGGCGAUGAAAUUCUAUACAGGUCCGAUUCCGGCAUAUUCACCGAAUCUCCUAGUGCAGGGCUAUCCGUGGCAUCAACUUGGGAAAGAUGCCGUCGUAGUUGACAUGGGGGGUUCAACUGGCCAUGUCGCACAGUUAAUUGCGCAGGCAGUGCCUGACAUUCAGGUUAUCGUCGAGGAUCUCCCACAUGUUGUCACAGAAGCAGAAUCAGCAAGAGCCAUGGACAACCAAGAGCUGCGACAACAUCGUCCAGUCCUGUUCAAAGCACAUGAUUUCUUCACGCCGCAAACAGUUGUCGCCGAUGCAUACCUGCUCCGCUGGGUGCUGCACGACUGGCCAGAUCACUACGUCCUCAAGAUUUUGCGCCAGCUGGUGCCUAGUCUCCGAAAAGGAGCACGUGUUAUUAUUAACGAAAGCUUGUGUCCUGAAUCAGGGUCAUUGCCGCUGGCAACGGAGCGAUACAUCCGAUACAUGGACUUGAUGAUGUUGGCCAUUAACAAAUCACGAUUACGGGACGAGGAAGAGUGGCAACAGCUGUUUCGCGAAGCGGACCCCAGGUAUGGACAAUUGAAGUGCUGGACACCGGAGGGAUCAGCAUUGGCCAUUAUGGAAGUAGUCUGGGAGGGGUAAAGAAGCCAUUGUAUCUAAUCCGUCGAUCUAGCUGAGAAAUACCGGUUGGCUUUUUCCAGUGGAGACGGUAACAUGUAUCUAAUUACUUGGUUCAAGUAACUAAUUACGACAGACCGUCAAGACGGUGGCUGGAAGAUAGGGUCCGUGAAUCAAAGUAAUUAGAGUAUAUAACCUUAUAUGUUAGUGUGCCAACAUACAACAUUUCUCGGCUG